This is a messenger RNA of Vanessa tameamea, 1465 nucleotides long. RefSeq names its product calcitonin gene-related peptide type 1 receptor (gene Dh31-R). Gene Ontology annotation, cellular component: plasma membrane. Lineage: Eukaryota; Metazoa; Arthropoda; Insecta; Lepidoptera; Nymphalidae. The record is from RefSeq and is a predicted model, not a curated record. Gene Ontology annotation, biological process: cell surface receptor signaling pathway; adenylate cyclase-modulating G protein-coupled receptor signaling pathway. The coding region runs from base 247 to 1434 and encodes 395 amino acids. Gene Ontology annotation, molecular function: G protein-coupled peptide receptor activity. The transcript is spliced from 7 exons.
GCCGGCCGAGCCGCGUUAGUUGGCGCGCGGACGGCGACGGGCGAGGUGCGAGCGGCGCUCGUAGUGAGUCUGACGAGAGUCGCGCCACACGCAUCUUAAUGAGUGACAGUGCUAGUCAACGUAUUCCGUAAUGAAAACAUGACGACUUCCUUAAACUGAAAUUUGUGAAAAUAAGAAAGGUGUGAGAUGUGAAAAAAGGUGAGGUCAAAGGAGUCCACAAGGCAGUGCGUCGGUGCGCGGAGCAGCAUGGAUGAUCUGGACCGAAUGGCGCGCGACCGAGCCGCCUGCGACGCCAAGAACAACGAAACCGCGCCGCCGGACGGUAUUUACUGCGAGGGAACGUUCGACACAUGGCUGUGCUGGCCGCACACUCUCGCAGACACGAUAACAUAUGCGCCCUGUCCUGACUUCGUUCCCGGAUUUAGCACCGACUUAUUUGCUCAUAAAGAAUGUACUGCAAAUGGUACUUGGUGGCAACACCCGCUGUCCGGACAGCCGUGGUCGAACUAUACGACGUGUGUCAAGCCUGAGGAUGACGUCAGUGACAUCAUAGUCGUGUACGAGACGGGCUACAGCGUGUCGCUCGUGGCGCUCCUGCUGUCUUUGGGAAUACUUUCAUAUUUCAAGAGUCUGCGCUGUGCACGAAUUACCGUGCAUAUGAACCUCUUUGCAUCUUUCGCACUCAACAACGCUCUCUGGCUCAUCUGGUACAGAGUGGUCGUGCGCUCGCCGGUCACUGUGAGGGAAUCUCCGGUGUGGUGUCAAGUACUCAACGCAACUCUGCAGUACGCGCUGCUGACUAAUUACACGUGGAUGCUGUGCGAGGGGCUGUACCUGCACACCGUGCUGGUCAGCGCGUUCGUGUCAGAGAGACGCCUGGUUCGUGCGCUACUGGUGGCGGGCUGGAUGCUUCCCGUACCGUCGGCCAUCAUCAACGCUGUGCGUCGUGGCAUCGCCAAUGAACCAUUCUGCUGGGCCGAUGAUGGAGCGCCUCGUCUCGAGCUGGCUAUUCUCGUUUGCGCAGCUGUACUCCUCAAUUUAGCUUUUCUUUGCAAUAUUGUGAGAGUUCUUUGCACUAAGCUGCGGGCGGGGGGCGGAGCAGGCGUAGCGAGACCUUCAGCUACCGUACUGCAUGCUCUUCGUGCUACGUGCUUGUUGGCACCUCUCCUCGGCCUCCAAUAUUUACUGACGCCCUUCCGACCGCCUCGAACGGCCAGUUGGUGGUUGGUCUAUGAGUAUGUAUCGGCGUUGACAACCUCGCUGCAAGGGCUGUGCGUGGCCAUACUCUACUGCUUCUGCAACGGAGAGGUGCUUGCGCAACUUCGUCGUCGCUGGCGGGUGCUCACUUUUCGUCCGAGAGCGAAUUCCACAACGAAUACCACAGUUUCGUUUGUACGGUCUGCCGGCGCGGGCGCGGGCGAGGAGAAGGUGUGACUGGCGGCGACGGCGGGCGGCGGGGGCGGCG